AUGACGACGGAGAUCGAGCCACAGUCACUGCAAAAGAUGAAUCUGAAAUCAGUAAAGCGAGCUCUUGAUCUUUUCUCCCCCGCUCGUGAUCAUAUACGUAAGUCUGACCAUAACAAUGAGCAGAUAGCUCCAUCCAUUGCCCUUCCAUGUACAGAAGGAGCCAAGGAAGUUCAAAAGGGCGUAACAGAGAAAGCUUUAGCUGUUGUUGGUCCAGCUUUACCGCCAAGAACCUUGAACGACAACACUGUUCACGCAGGCAAAGGCACCACUGUUCUUCCUGCAUUUGGAUCCUCAUCUGAAAGGUUCUCUUCAUGGAACCUGUCAACUUCUGCUUUAAUGGAGAGAAUACCUAGUAGAUGGCCCCGUCCAGAGUGGCAUGCGCCAUGGAAGAAUUACAGGGUGAUCCAGGGGCACUUGGGCUGGGUUAGAUCUGUUGCAUUUGACUCAAGUAAUGAAUGGUUUUGCACUGGUUCUGCUGAUCGUACCAUUAAGGUAUGGGAUGUAGCGAGUGGAGUUCUGAAGCUCACACUUACUGGACAUAUUGGGCAAGUACGAGGCCUGGCUGUAAGCAACAAAGAUACCUACAUGUUCUCUGCUGGUGAUGACAAGCAAGUCAAAUGCUGGGACCUUGAGCAGAAUAAGGUUAUCCGAUCUUAUCAUGGUCACUUGAGUGGAGUCUAUUGCUUAGCUUUUCAUCCAACUCUGGACGUUGUACUAACCGGAGGGCGAGACUCUGUCUGCAGGGUGUGGGAUAUCCGUACGAAUAAGCAGACGUUUGCACUCUCGGGACAUGACAAAGACGUUUGUUCCGUUUUCACCCAUCCAACCGACCCACAAGUUGUUACCGGUUCUCAUGAUUCGACCAUUAAAUUUUGGGACCUUCGAUAUGGUAGAACAAUGGCAACUCUAACGAAUCAUAAGAAAGCUGUCCGAGCAAUGGCGCUUCAACCGAUAGAGAAUGCUUUUGUUUCUGCAUCGGCUGAUAACAUCAAGAAGUUUAGCCUUCCUAAGGGAGAGUUUCGCCACAACAUGCUUUCUCAGCAAAGAGCCACAAUCAACGCAGUGGCUGUUAAUGAGGAUGGUGUAAUGGUCACUGGAGGUGAUAAUGGAAGCUUAUGGUUCUGGGAUUGGAAGAGUGGUCACAGUUUCCAACAGGCAGAAACCAUUGUACAGCCUGGUUCGCUGGAGAGUGAAGCUGGUAUAUAUGCAGCGUGUUACGAUCAGACGGGUUCAAGGCUGGUAACGUGUGAGGCAGACAAGACCAUAAAGAUGUGGAAGGAAGACGAGAACGCAACUCCUGAAACCCAUCCUCUUAACUUCAGACCUCCCAAAGAGAUCAGACGCUUCUGAGGUCUCUCUCUCUCUCGCACACCUCUCUAGUUAUCAUCUCAAACUCAAGUCAGAGGAAUCACUAAUCUUACAAAUAUAAGAUGCUUUUGCCAGUUUCUCCUCAAGAUAAAGUCAUGUUAAUUGUAGUUUUGCAAGAGUGUUGAAGCCAUUAUUAUGGACAAGGGCAUCUCAGUAUGAAGAUUUUCUCCAAUAAAUAUGAUAAAUAUACCCCAUGUUUAUGAAUUAUUAUGGGCAUCAUAUGAAAUUAAUGGUCAUAGAUGACAAUCCACCACUCGAGUGGUAACCGA
Messenger RNA from Brassica oleracea var. oleracea, 1637 nucleotides. RefSeq names its product protein pleiotropic regulator PRL2. The record is from RefSeq and is a predicted model, not a curated record. Gene Ontology annotation, cellular component: precatalytic spliceosome; catalytic step 2 spliceosome; Prp19 complex. The transcript is spliced from 15 exons. Gene Ontology annotation, molecular function: protein binding. Bases 1 to 1350 code for a protein of 449 amino acids. NCBI's taxonomy places the organism in Eukaryota, Viridiplantae, Streptophyta, Magnoliopsida, Brassicales, Brassicaceae. Gene Ontology annotation, biological process: mRNA splicing, via spliceosome.